AUGGUGAUGGGAUACAGAAUAGUGACAAGGUUAGGGAUAGUGAUGGGGGACAGGGUAAGGGAUAGUGAUCGGAUGCAGGAUAGUGACAGGUUUAGGGAUAGUGAUGGGGUACAGGAUAGUGACAGGGAAAGUGAUAGCGAUGGAAUGCAGGAUGCUGACAAGUUUAGGGAUAGUGAUGGGGUACAGGAUAGUGACAGGGAAAGUGAUAGUGAUGGGAUACAGGAUAGUUACAGGUUUAGGGAUAGUGAUGGGAUGCAGGAUAGUGACAGGGAAAGUGAUAGCGAUGGAAUGCAGGAUGCUGACAAGUUUAGGGAUAGUGAUGGGGUACAGGAUAGUGACAGGGAAAGUGAUAGUGAUGGGAUACAGGAUAGUGACAGGGAAAGUGAUAGCGAUGGAAUGCAGGAUAGUGACAGAUUUAGGGAUAUUGAUGGGAUGCAGGGUAGUGACAGGGAAAGUGAUGGAAUGCAUGAUAGUUACAGGUUUAGGGAUAGUGAUGGGAUGCAGGAUAGGGACAGAUUUAGGGAUAGUGAUGGGAUGCAGGAUAGUGACAGGGAAAGUGAUAGCGAUGGAAUGCAGGAUGCUGACAGGUUUAGGGAUAGUGAUGGGAUGCAGGAUAGUGACAGGGAAAGUGAUAGCGAUGGAAUGCAGGAUGCUGACAAGUUUAGGGAUAUUGAUGGGAUGCAGGGUAGUGACAGGGAAAGUGAUGGAAUGCAUGAUAGUUACAGGUUUAGGGAUAGUGAUGGGAUGCAGGAUAGGGACAGAUUUAGGGAUAGUGAUGGGAUGCAGGAUAGUGACAGGGAAAGUGAUAGUGAUGGGGUACAGGAUAGUGACAGGGUAAGGGAUAGUGAUAGGAUACAGAAUAAUGACAAGGGAAGGAAUAGUGAUGUGAUAUUGGACAAUGACAGGGCUCUCAGCCCAAAUUAUGUACAGGCUCUCAGCCAUACAUUACAUACAAAAGAUGACUCUCAGCCAACUCAACAGAAAUCAGGCUCUCAGCCGUAA
Molecule: messenger RNA, 1002 nt
Organism: Magallana angulata
Lineage: Eukaryota; Metazoa; Mollusca; Bivalvia; Ostreida; Ostreidae
Product: clumping factor A-like
Exons: 2
Coding region: 1-1002 (333 amino acids)
Source: RefSeq, a predicted model, not a curated record